GUUGAAAAGAAAAUAAUCGAUAGCAGAAUUCGUUGCUGCUUUUUUGACAAGCAAUAGUUUUCUGUCAUUGUUAAACACUAAAUAGAAAAGUUGGGAAAACGUGCGAAAGAUGAGUGGUCGUGAAGGCGGUAAAAAGAAGCCACUGAAGGCACCCAAGAAGGAAGGCAAGGAUCUCGACGAAGAAGAUUUGGCAUUCAAACAGAAGCAAAAGGAACAACAAAAGGCACUUGAUGCCGCCAAACAGCAGGCAGCCAAGAAGGGACCCCUUGUGGGCGGUGGCAUCAAGAAAUCGGGCAAGAAGUGAUGAGGAUGAUUGCAGCACAUAAACAUUUACUACCAUUAGUGUUGGAGGAAUUCGUUUGUCAACACCCAAACACAAACACAUUCGUGAACACGAUGCGAAUUGCGUUUGCAGAAAAAUUCUGUUGUCAAAUGAAGGUUGACCAAAAUUGAACGUUUAAACAAAUAAUAUCACUUUUUAUACUUACGAUUUAACAAAAGAAGCGCAUUAAAUCUUUGUAAUAAAAACAUA
Molecule: messenger RNA, 532 nt
Organism: Drosophila navojoa
Lineage: Eukaryota; Metazoa; Arthropoda; Insecta; Diptera; Drosophilidae
Product: translation machinery-associated protein 7 homolog
Source: RefSeq, a predicted model, not a curated record